AUGGCGUCCCUGGGAGACGAUCUUCUCGGCACUGUCAACAAGCUGCAAGACCUGGUCUUCAACACCAUCGGCAGUGACUCGCUCGAUCUUCCUCAGAUUGUUGUUGUCGGUUCGCAGUCGGCCGGAAAAUCAUCCGUUCUCGAAAACAUUGUCGGCCGUGAUUUUUUACCCCGCGGAAGUGGCAUCGUGACCAGACGGCCCCUGAUCCUGCAACUGAUCAACGUACCCGAAGAUGAGGAUGCUGCCGACCCUCUGUCGGAUCCUUACCGGUCUCCCGACAUUGCCAGACGUUCCGAAUGGGCCGAGUUCCACCACAUUCCGAACCGUCGCUUCAAUGACUUCUCCGACGUGAAGCGCGAGAUCGAGAACGAGACCUCGCGCGUGGCGGGCAAUAACAAGGGUAUCAACAGACAACCUAUCAACCUUAAGAUCUACUCGCCGCAUGUGCUCAACUUAACUCUCGUCGACCUUCCUGGACUAACAAAGGUUCCCAUUGGCGAUCAGCCAACCGAUAUCGAGAAGCAAACCCGUAACCUUAUCUCAGAGUAUAUUGCCAAGCCCAACAGCAUUGUUCUCGCCGUCUCACCUGCCAAUGUCGAUAUCGUGAACUCGGAGGCUCUGAAGCUUGCCCGGCAUGUUGAUCCGUUGGGAAGGAGGACGAUUGGUGUGCUCACCAAAGUGGACCUUAUGGAUCACGGUACAAACGCACUGGAUAUCUUGUCUGGUCGUGUCUACCCGUUAAAGCUGGGCUUCAUUGGCGUCGUCAAUCGCUCCCAGCAAGACAUACAGGGUAGCAAGCCCAUGGAGGAAGCCCUCAAGGCCGAAGCGGAGUUCUUCAAGCAUCACCCGGCAUAUCGCAAUAUCUCUAGCAGAUGCGGCACCCGCUUCUUGGCCAAGACUCUGAACACGACCCUUAUGGCUCACAUCCGUGAGCGCAUGCCCGAUAUCAAGGCGCGCCUCAACACUCUCAUGGGACAGACUCAACAAGAGCUGGCAAGCUAUGGCGAUAUGCAUUUCAGCGGAAAAGAGCACCGUGGAUCCCUCAUUCUGCAACAGAUGACACGCUUUGCCACCUCCUUUAUCUCUUCGAUUGAUGGUACCUCGACCGAUAUCUCCACCAAGGAACUGUGCGGUGGCGCCCGCAUCUACUAUAUAUUCAACUCAGUCUUUGGCAGUUCUCUUGAGUCCAUUGACCCAACUUCCAAUCUUUCAGCGCUUGAUAUUCGGACUGCUAUCCGUAACUCGACCGGUCCCCGCCCCAGUUUGUUUGUGCCAGAAAUGGCAUUUGACCUUCUCGUCAAGCCACAAAUCAAGCUCCUCGAAGUUCCUAGUCAGCGGUGUGUCGAGCUUGUUUACGAAGAACUCAUCAAGAUAUGCCACACUUGCGGCUCGACAGAGCUGUCUCGCUUCCCAAGGUUGCAAGCGAAGCUGAUUGAGGUGGUUUCUGAUCUACUGCGUGAGCGGUUGGGGCCGACGUCUGGUUACGUCGAAUCCUUGAUUUCGAUCCAGCGAGCAUACAUCAACACCAAUCAUCCCAACUUUUUGGGGGCCGCAGCUGCCAUGAGCCAUGUUGUCAGCAACAAGCAAGAGAGAGAGCGAAAGCGCCUUAUCCAAGAAGAGCGAGAAAAGCGGGAGAGAAGACGCCUCAAAGAGCUUGGUACCAAUGGUACGGAGGGACCUGAGGAUGAUGAGACAGAGUCGACUGUCACCGAAAAGGCCGACUCCAAUGCUUUAAGAAAGCAGGCGAGUAAGGGAGCGCGUAGUCUAUCGCCUGGUGUGCGUGAAAAUGGGACCACCGGCCUCAACGCGGCGCUCAAUGGCGCACGAUCAGCUUCUCCAUCAAGCUUCAACGACAAGGGCUUGGGCGGUGCGCGCGACUCCUUCCUGACUUACUUCUUUGGUAAAGACGGUGCACCUCCUAUUGGCACUUCUCCUUCACCCAACUCGUCCAUUGCUCGACACGUAAGCCAAAGCUCUGAGCCAACGUUUUCACAGAGCAUUCGCCGGACCGAAGACAAGGUGGCGUUGCGCGCACCAGCACAUUCUUCGGCCCGUGAAGAGCCAGAGUUUGGCAAGGCCUCUCAAUCGGUCGAUUACGGGUCUCUAUUCGGUACAGCCAGCGGGGAACCAGCAAUGACGGAGCGGGAAGCCAUGGAAACGGAGCUCAUUCGGGCACUCAUCUCUUCCUACUUCAACAUUGUGCGUGAGUCUAUUGCGGACCAAGUCCCAAAGGCCGUCAUGCAUCUGCUCGUGAACCACUGCAAGGACGUUGUCCAGAACCGACUUGUCAGUGAGCUAUACAAGGAGGCACUCUUUGAAGAGCUGUUGUACGAAGAUGACGGCGUCAAAAAGGAGCGCGAGAAGUGCGAAAAGCUACUUCAAACAUACAGGGAGGCGGCCAAGAUCAUUGGUGAAGUGUUAUAG
This is a messenger RNA of Colletotrichum graminicola M1.001, 2424 nucleotides long. Its product is annotated as dynamin central region. Gene Ontology annotation, biological process: mitochondrial fission; peroxisome fission. The coding region runs from base 1 to 2424 and encodes 807 amino acids. The record is from RefSeq and is a predicted model, not a curated record. Gene Ontology annotation, molecular function: GTPase activity; microtubule binding; GTP binding. Gene Ontology annotation, cellular component: peroxisome; membrane; microtubule. NCBI's taxonomy places the organism in Eukaryota, Fungi, Ascomycota, Sordariomycetes, Glomerellales, Glomerellaceae. The transcript has 4 exons.